Messenger RNA from Tachysurus fulvidraco (yellow catfish), 1944 nucleotides. RefSeq names its product glucosaminyl (N-acetyl) transferase 4a (gene gcnt4a). Gene Ontology annotation, cellular component: membrane. Gene Ontology annotation, molecular function: acetylglucosaminyltransferase activity. Lineage: Eukaryota; Metazoa; Chordata; Actinopteri; Siluriformes; Bagridae. Bases 235 to 1533 code for a protein of 432 amino acids. The record is from RefSeq and is a predicted model, not a curated record. The transcript has 3 exons.
CCGCCCCUUCUUUAAGUCUGGGAGAAAAGCGCCAGGGGCUUUUACUUACCGCUGUGCUUCACAAUAGGAGAGGCGAGUAGAGAUCUCACACUGACUCACUUCAACCCGUUAACCCUUAACAAGUGGCAAAGCCUAUAUUAAGUGGACAGGCUGGCACAAGACUGUUAUUCCUCAGUUCAAGACGCUUUUUGAUGGAACGCUACAGAAAAGAAGUGACACCGCAAGUGUGCAAGAAUGAAAGGGAGAUGUGCUGCUUUACAUAAGCUAAGGCACAAACUCUACUUGCUCUUUGUGUCAUUGUCCAUUGUGUGUGUGCUGAAGCUUGUCUACGUAAAGGUCUCGUUGAAAAAAAGAUUCUACAUUGAGCCCUAUGGAAUUACAGUAGGAUCAUCCAAUUCUCAGUCUAACAAAGAUGCCAUUGACUGCACUGCCAUUUAUCAGCUGGAUCCAGUAGAAAUUGGCAAGUCUUUGGAGAUAAGGCACAGAGACAUUGUGGAUUUGGAUGAUGAGAGUGUUGUGUCCUUUACUGAAGAUUGUCCAAAAUACCUAUCUGCAAGAGGUUACAAUGGCAUCUCCGUGACGGACGAGGAGCGUGGCUUUCCAUUAGCCUACUCUUUAGUAGUGCAUAAGAACAUGCCCAUGGUAGAGAGGAUUAUCAGAGCCAUCUAUGCACCAAACAACAUUUACUGCAUUCAUUAUGAUCAGAAGUCCUCAAAAUCCUUUAUCGCAGGAGUGAAAAACCUGGCCAAAUGUUUUCCAAACAUAAUUAUUGCCUCUAAACUCGAAUCAGUGCAGUAUGCACACAUCACAAGACUCAAUGCAGAUCUCAAUUGCCUGUCAGACCUAAUGAGGUCAGAGGUCAAAUGGAAGUAUGCUAUCAAUCUGUGUGGGCAAGACUUCCCACUUAAGUCUAAUUAUGAGCUGGUGAAGGAACUGAAAAAACUAGACGGCGCAAACAUGUUAGAGUCAAGCCGACCAAGUGAGCUAAAGAAACAACGCUUCAGCUUUCAACAUGAACUGAAAGAUGUCCCAUAUGAGUACCAGAAAUUACCCAUUAGAACUACACUAUCUAAAAGCCCACCACCACAUGGUAUUGAAAUGUUUAUUGGAAGUGCCUACUUUGUCCUUUUGCGUGAUUUUGUCCAGUAUGUUCAGACUAGCCAGCUGGCAGAAGACUUCUUAGAAUGGUCCUCUGACACCUACUCUCCAGAUGAGCACUUUUGGGCAACACUAGUACGAGUGCCAGGUGUGCCAGGAGAGAUCUCAAGGGCAGAGCCUGAUGUGACUGAUUUAAAGAGUAAAACUCGGCUGGUAAAAUGGAACUAUUUGGAAGGGUCUUUGUACCCUCCCUGUACAGGAAAACAUAUGCGUAGUGUUUGCAUUUAUGGUGCUGCAGAACUCAGGUGGCUCUUGAACUAUGGCCACUGGUUUGCAAACAAGUUUGAUCCCAAAGUUGACCCUGUCCUCAUUCAAUGUCUUGAGGAAAAACUUGAAGAGAGUAAAAUUCAACAUCGUUUGAACACAGUCUCUUAAAAAGUGGUAGAGAUUGAAGACCUUUAUUUAUGACCUAGUUCAUGGACCCAGAGGGGUUUAUACUUUUGUACUUGUUUUCUAACUAAAACUGUCUUGCACCUAUUAUAAAGCAAACAUAGUAUGUUUUGUGUAGGACUUUGUUUCAUAUGCUAGUGAAAUGUUUAAUGCAAUACAAGCUCGAAAAUAUUCAAUGCAUUUUGCCAUUAAAAUCAAACCAAAACGUAUGACAAUGGCCUUUUUAAAGUGCCUUUCAGCUCCCAGAUAGAGAUAGUCUCUAUUGUUGCCUUACUAAAGACCUAUGAAAGGUCUUAUUAGAAAGCACAGAAUACCAAAUAUUCUACCUCAGUUGUCUUUAUUAGAAUUUAUUAUUAAAGAAAGGCUUCAAUAAAAGUAUCUCAUUUAUAUAUUAAA